Messenger RNA from Bombus pascuorum, 1045 nucleotides. Its product is annotated as cytochrome b-like. Gene Ontology annotation, biological process: mitochondrial electron transport, ubiquinol to cytochrome c. The record is from RefSeq and is a predicted model, not a curated record. Lineage: Eukaryota; Metazoa; Arthropoda; Insecta; Hymenoptera; Apidae. Gene Ontology annotation, cellular component: membrane. Gene Ontology annotation, molecular function: electron transfer activity.
CGAAGAAAAAAAUGAAAAAAAUAAUACCAACAAUUUAUACAAUUAAUAUAUUAAAUUUACCAAUAUUAUUUGUUAAUUUACCAACACCAAUUAAUAUUAAUUAUUUAUGAAAUUUUGGAUCAAUUUUAGGAAUAUUUUUAAUAAUUCAAAUUAUUUCAGGAUUAUUCCUUUCUAUACAUUAUUGUCCAAAUAUCAAUAUUGCAUUUUAUAGAAUUUCCAAUAUUAUAAAAGAUAUAAAUUCAGGUUGAUUUAUUCGAUUAAUUCACAUAAAUGGAGCUUUAUUUUAUUUUUUUAUUAUAUAUUUACAUAUUGCGCGAAAUAUAUUUUAUUAUUCAUUUAAAUUAUUCCAAGUUUGAGUUAUUGGAGUAACAAUUUUAUUUUUAUCAAAAGUAACGGCAUUUUUUGGAUAUGUUCUUCCAUGAGGACAAAUAUCUUUUUGGGGAGCUAUAGUAAUUACAAAUUUAAUUUCAGUAUUACCUUAUAUUGGUUAAUUUACAGUUGAAUGAACUUGAGGGGGAUUUUCUAUUAAUAAUGAUACAUUAAAUCGGUUUUAUUGAUUUCAUUUUAUUUUGCCAUUUAUUAUUCUUUUAUUAGUUUUUAUUCAUUUAAUAAUUUUACAUAUUACAGGUUCUUCAAAUCCUAUUCAUUCAAAAAUAAAUAUUUAUAAAAUUAUUUUUCAUCCUUAUUUUUCAAUUAAAGAUUUAAUUACAAUUAUUUUUACAUUUUCAAUAUUUAUAAUUAUUAAACUUCAAUUUCCUUAUAUAUUAGGAGAUCCGGAUAAUUUUAAAAUAGCAAACCCUAUAAUUACUCCAAUUCAUAUUAAACCAGAAUGAUAUUUCUUAUUUGCAUAUUCAAUUUUACGAACAAUCCCUAAUAAAUUAGGAGGAGUAAUUAUAUUAUUCCUUUUAAUUUUUAUUUUAUAUUUAAUUCCAAUAAUUAAUUUAAAUAAUAUAAAAAGUAAUAAAUGUUACUUUAUUAAUAAAAUUAUAUAUUGAUGAUUUAUUAAUAUUUUAAUUGUAUUAACUUGAUUAGGGGGUCAAAUAAU